Molecule: messenger RNA, 1359 nt
Organism: Daldinia childiae
Lineage: Eukaryota; Fungi; Ascomycota; Sordariomycetes; Xylariales; Hypoxylaceae
Product: Cysteine protease ATG4
Exons: 4
Coding region: 1-1359 (452 amino acids)
Molecular function (GO): protein-phosphatidylethanolamide deconjugating activity
Source: RefSeq, a predicted model, not a curated record
AUGGGGUCCACGGUUGAUAUCGGUAGACGCAUUGUGCAAUUGUUCUGGGACCCUGAACCGACUAAUGAUAUUAUCCGAGACCGACCGGUUUGGUGUCUUGGAUCCGCUUACAGGCUCAACAACAGUAACAAUAACAAUAGCAACAGCAACAACGGCGCUAGUAGCACGAGUAGCAAUAGUAUCGGUCCGAAGCAAGACGCACCUACGGCUUCUGAACCACCAGCCAAGGAUGCUAUCCAAGCUCCUUCUAGACUCCCCGAAACCCCUCCCGAUUCUACCUCUAGCAGUUUAGACUCAUCCCUCGCCUACGACGAAGCGCCUCUAGAUGGAGGUUGGCCUCCCGCGUUUCUCGACGAUUUCGAAUCCAGAAUAUGGAUGACUUAUAGGUCCGAGUUCGACCCCAUAGCCAAGUCGCAAGACCCCAAGGCUUUCUCCGCCCUAUCUUUCUCGAUGCGCCUCAAGAGUCAGUUAGGCGACCAGACCGGGUUCGCCUCCGAUAGUGGAUGGGGGUGUAUGAUCAGAUCCGGCCAGAGCCUGUUGGCGAACGCUAUACUAGUACAUCGUCUUGGUCGAGGAUGGCGAAGGAGUACGUCGAGUCGGGAAGAGAAUAAGAUCCUAUCCUUGUUUGCCGAUGACCCACGAGCACCGUACUCGAUACAUAAUUUCGUACGUCAUGGCGCCUCCGCGUGUGGAAAAUAUCCUGGUGAAUGGUUUGGUCCUUCAGCGACCGCGAGGUGUAUCCAGGCCUUGACAAAUACCACUGAACCGGCGUUACGCGUCUAUUCUACGGGAGAUGGGCCGGAUGUCUACGAGGACAACUUCAUGAAGAUCGCUAAGCCUGAUGGCACAACUUUUCAUCCGACAGUGAUAUUAGUGGGUACACGUCUGGGUAUUGACAAGAUCACACCUGUAUAUUGGGAAGCUCUUACAGCGUCCUUACAGAUGCCGCAGUCAAUUGGUAUUGCUGGUGGACGUCCGUCCUCAUCACAUUAUUUCAUCGGCGUCCAGGGCCUCCACUUCUUCUAUCUGGAUCCGCACUUCACACGACCAGCCUUACCCUAUCAUGAAGACCCCGACGAGUAUAUACAGGAAGAAAUUGACACCUGCCACACGAGAAAGCUACGACGACUACAUGUCAAGGAAAUGGAUCCAAGCAUGCUCAUCGGCUUUCUAAUCCGUGACGAAGAAGACUGGAAGGACUGGCGGAGAAGCGUCAAACACGUCCAGGGCAAAGCCAUCAUUCACGUGUCGGACCACGACCCGAUCGCGCAGAUGGAGGCAACUGGGGGUACUAUAAUGGAUGAUGUUAAAACUCUGAGCGAUGAAGAUGAGGACGACGACACGGCGCUGGUGGAAUAA